AUGGAGAAGGAAUCGAUACCUUCCUCACCGAGCUCUGUGGACAUGCCUUAUCCCACUCAUGGUGUGUCCUCAGCAACCACACAAGGUAUGACGGAAAACAAUACGGGCGUUUGGGACUACUUUUCGACUUACAAACUUCAUUCCAGGUCGGAAAAAGUCUUCUUUAAAGCUCAUUCGCUCCUCUCGAGCCAUCUCUUUCUCAUUUCCUUACUCUUUGGAUUGUUUGCGUUUCAUAUCCUUCAGUGGUUUGUUUUGGCUGUCAUCGAGGAUAACUUCUUUGCUCAACAAAGGUUUUUAAUGUUGGAUCAGAGUAUGCUCUCGCUAAGAGGUUGUUUCAGUAGCACUAUUCCAGCAAUCAUUUCAGUCAUAUUCUAUGCAGGUUAUUUUCUCGUGGAGAUUGUGUGCCUUAUCUUGUUGUUUCGAACGGAUCAUGAUACUUGGUUCAUUCGAGGAGAAACACUGCUCUUGAUGGCCAGUCAAUUGUUUUUCAUUGCCAUUUAUGUGGUGAUUAACCUAGUUCCCUACUUGAAGAAUGUGUUGGAACAUGUGGUGCCUCAGGGUUUGGUCAUAAUUACAUGUUCUUUGUUAGAGUUGUUCGUCUCCGUCUUUUGUCCAGUGGUUUAUGCCGUCCUCAAGGACACAAAAACUCCCUCGAAUAAUGAUGUUUUUGAAUCGGAGUUGGAGAUGAUUCUCAACAAUAAGGAAGCGUUUGAACUGUUGUUGGACUUUGCACGUCGAAGCUUUUGUACGGAAGGAAUUCUCGUCUAUAAGGAGAUUGAACAGUACAAGAAAACACGAAACAAGAAACGAAAGCAGAAAGCUCUCUAUAUUGUCCAUUGA
This is a messenger RNA of Naegleria fowleri, 840 nucleotides long. RefSeq lists its product as uncharacterized. Lineage: Eukaryota; Heterolobosea; Eutetramitea; Acrasida; Naegleriidae. The transcript has a single exon. The record is from RefSeq and is a predicted model, not a curated record. Bases 1 to 840 code for a protein of 279 amino acids.